Oldenlandia corymbosa var. corymbosa is the source of this 3506-nucleotide messenger RNA. Lineage: Eukaryota; Viridiplantae; Streptophyta; Magnoliopsida; Gentianales; Rubiaceae. The record is from the annotation of a GenBank genome assembly.
GCUCCAUUGGCUGACGUGUUUAAACUGCAGAAUACAGAACUUGGUAGCCACAGGUUGCUUGAGCAACAACAUAACUAUAAGCUGUGCAAUAAAUUGUACAUUUGUCUUGGCGUGGGCUAUUGAAUACAAGACAUUACGUAUAAUAAACAAAAAUAUUUCCGUAAGCCAAAAAAUGGGACCUCCAACUUACUUGUAUAAAGGCAAGCAAAUAUUCACAAAAAGGGAAGUAGCGUAAUUAAUGAAAAAGGAAAAAAAGAAGAAAAAAAGAAGAAUGAGAAUAUAAACAUAAAUUCCUAUAGCCUAGCAUGCAUUAUGCUACAGUUUUUACUUGAUGUGUCUACGUAGAUGUAACUUAAGUUCCGUAUCAACCAACCUAUAAAAGCCUCCUCCCUAGCUAAACUUGCCAAGCCAUUUCCUCUGCUGUGCAUCAUCAAUACUAGCCAAACAGAGGCCUUCCUCCAUCACCCUUUAACUUCUUCCUCCACAUUGUGCAUCAAAGAUGGCUACUUUAAGCUUCCGAAGCUUCACAUUUAUGCUUAUCGUCAUCUUCCUUCUUUGGUGUUCAAAUAUGGAAACUUGCAUUGCAAGAAGAGGCGAGCACUGGAGGCAUAGUAAAGGAUUAGGAGUCUCUCUGUCCAAGAAGAAGGGAAAAAACCAUGGGCAUAACUACCAUCAUGGCAAUGCAGGUAAAGCAAAAAAGAAAAAUCCAUCUCCAGUAACACCACCUUCAUCUCCACCACCAUCACAAUUGCCGCCAGCAGCCCCAGCUCCCAUUGUGCCUCCAAGUUCACCUGAUUAUGGAAAUGCACCUUCUUCUUCCAACUUCAACGUGCUCGAUUUUGGAGCGAAAGGAGAUGGUAUAACUGAUGACACCAAGGCAUUCGAAGCAGCAUGGGCUUCAGCUUGUAAAGUGGAGGCAUCAACCAUCAUCGUUCCAUCAGAUUAUACAUUCCUUGUGGGCCCAAUUUCAUUCUCUGGGCCAUACUGUCAGCACAACAUUGUAUUCCAGUUAGAUGGAACAAUAAUCGCUCCAACAAACACCAGUCCCUGGGGUUCAGGCACUUUGCAGUGGAUUCAAUUCACUAAGCUGGUAGGAAUUACAGUUCAGGGAAGUGGCACAAUUGAUGGAAGAGGGGAAGUUUGGUGGCAAGAUGCCCCACUAGAAGACCUUAUUGACAGUGAAUCUAAGCUUAUUGUCCCAUUAAACAGAACAAUUGGAGGAAACACAUGGAUUCCGGUAAACGGCUCUCUUGGUGGAAAAAUGCCAAGAAUAAAGCCUACGGCUCUGCGAUUUUAUGGAAGCUUCAAUGCAACUGUCACGGGUAUAACCAUCCAAAACAGUCCCCAAUGCCACCUCAAGUUUGAUAACUGCGUUGGAGUUUCAGUGUACAACUUCACUGUAACUUCUCCUGGUGACAGCCCAAACACAGAUGGAAUUCACUUACAGAAUUCUAAAGAUGUCCUAAUCCGCAGUGCCAACCUUGGUUGUGGAGAUGAUUGUGUAUCGAUACAAACUGGAUGCACAAAUGUGUACAUUCAUGAUGUCAACUGUGGACCAGGACAUGGGAUCAGUAUUGGAGGGCUAGGAAAAGAUAACACCAAAGCUUGUGUUUCAAACAUUACAGUUCGAGAUAUCAACAUGAAUAGCACUAUGAAUGGAGUCAGAAUAAAGACAUGGCAGGGAGGGUCAGGAAUGGUGCAAGGAGUUCUGUUUUCGAACAUUCAAAUGGCUGAAGUCCAGCUUCCUAUAGUGAUAGAUCAGUUCUACUGUGACAAGAGUGCAUGCAAGAAUCAAUCAUCUGCAGUCGCUCUAUCAGGAAUUCACUAUGAAAAAAUCAAAGGGACAUACACAGUGAAACCAGUACAUCUAGCAUGCAGUGACAAUGUGCCAUGCACGGAGGUAACUUUAACAGGCAUUGAACUAAAACCACAGCCUGAGCGAUACCACAUGUAUGAUCCCUUCUGCUGGCAUACUUUUGGGGAGCUAUAUACUCCAACGGUCCCUCCAAUUGAAUGCUUACAGAUAGGUAAGCCAUCACGCAAUGGAAUUCAAGCAGAUCAUGAUUCGUGUUAGGUAUUUAUAAUGGGUGUACUUAAUAGAGUGGUCGGCUUAUUUGCUCCGACCCCUUUCCACACCAUAAGUUAAUUAGAAUUGUGUCCAUAAGUUAGCUAUACAUAUUAUAGAUACUUUUAUUAGUAUUUACCAAGAAAAUAUGAGCUUCCAGUGUGUAUGAGAUUAUGAGUUUUUAAUAGCUUAGGGUAUUAUAGUGAGGAAUAUGGGACCUUUGUCUCCCAGUCUACUACUCAUUAUAGCUUGGCAUUAUAUAAAAUGUGUGUUUUACAUGAAAGCGAAAAUUUUUUGCAGGAACCUGCUGUCAUUAACUAUAGAUCAAUCCAUCGGCAACCAAAACUUUGAAGUAAGAACUAACAGCCGUCUGAAUCAACACAUUGGAAUGGUCAAAUAGUGUUCAUAAUAAACUCAGCAGUGAUAGGGUCUGAAAUGAAGCUAAAAGAAAAUAUUGUAACAAUUUUGUGUAAAAUUUCUAACAUUUUAAAUAUUCAUCACAACCACCGAUGUCGAUUAGGCUCUCGAAACGAGGGGAUAAAUAGAACUAUAAAAUCAAAAGCAGAUGGAGAACCUAAGGUUGCAGAGAUUUGGAAGUGAAUAAGCCAAUUGUUAAGAACAAAAACAUGGAUUCACAACAUCCCUCUCGUCAGGGAGCUUUCUCAUUGAAAUCUUUAUCUAUCUGACAAACCAAAAUGUGAUUCAACAAUAAAUUUAAUUUCCCGAGAUUAAUUGAUUCUUAUCAAAAAAAACUUCAGUCUCUAUCUGUAAGUAAACCUACAGAAACCAAACGAUGUAGGAUAUAUAAACAACUGUGCACACCCCGAUGCUACCCGAGUGAAUUAGUUUCUUGGACCCAAAUGCAAAAAAGUGGUUCGCAAUAAACAAACAACCUAUAUCAUGUAAUCAGUUCAGAUUAAAAACGAUGAAAUUCCAGUUGGUUCUUUCAAAGAAAGAAAAGCCUUGUAUAUGAAUAGCCUAAUCGAACGUACUAAAGUUAUAAAUGUGGCAUUAUAUCUAAAUCGUUAGUCCAAUUUCACCCUCUUAGAAUUUCUGUAAUGGUUAUUCUCAAAGAGGGAAAGUUAAAUAUCUGUAUUUGUACAUACAGUAAAACACAGUUAAGAGAAAAUGGCCUAUUGAAGCAAGGCAAUGAAGAUGGAGACUUGGAAAUAUGGCCAAGUCAUCAUGAUGUCAGAUUGCUGCUGUAAAAACAAGAACUAACCAUUCUAAACCUGUUAAUCAUGCUCGGCCGAUAAUGAAGAUGGGUGGAAAACAACCAAAUCAAUAAAAGAUAAAUAAAAAUCACGACCAAAACGAUAAAAGAAGAAAAUAAUUCCGGACGAAAAAACCUGCGGCAUUUAUGAAUUUCACGAGCAGAAAAGGACAAUGGAUGAUAAAUUAAACUCAUAAAGUGACUUAACUUUCACUACAUGAAAUCAAU